AGGUUGGGAAGGAAAAAGAGGAAAACGAAGUUAAAAAGAGGAAAAGGAUGAAAAGGUGAGAGAAGGGGUUCGUGCUCAGAGGCGGGGAAUAUUAACGUCAGGAGUGGGAGUGGGAGUGGGAGUGAAAGUGGAGUUUUAUUUCGAUAUUACUCCGGCGACGGUUUGAUUCUCUCGCCCUCCCGUUGCUUCUCGUUUCCCUGAAUACCUUCAGAGUGUUCAGGGUUAUUAGGGAUUCAAGAAAAAAAUGUGCAGGUUAGCCAGCUUUUCUGCUAGUAUGUUAUCCAGAGUUUAAGCGAUGACUUCACCAUUUGAAAAAUUUCCCAUAAAUUAAGCCAAUACACGGUAAGAAAUUUGGUUUUGCGUUUUCAAUUGUUAUAUAAUUUGUUACACUCAGAGACUCCCUUUUCAUGCAUAGAUUCUGCACCAAUGUUUUCCUCUUUUAAAAGCAACGGCAAUUGUAGAGUCAUUUUCAUAACAAAAUUUUCAUCUGGUUUAUCGUCUUUAUUUCUUGUUCCAUCAAUGCUACGUGCAUGUUAUAUUCUCACCGUAGCCAUCUAAAACAGCAUUGUAAGGAAUUUUCGCGUGGAAAGAUUCUAAUUUGCAUUGCCUGCACGAAUUUUGUUUGUCUUCCAUGGCAUUCAUCUGGUUAACGUAACUUUUAAAAUAAUAAUUAAAAAAUUGUAUGAUGCUAUCUUACAUGACAAUCGAUUUACGUAGAUAUUGCAUGUGAUUUGAAAUUAGAAGCAUGGUGUUUGUGAUGAAGGUGCAGACGCCAUCGUCUUGAGAAAAGUAGUUUGGUGAGAAGAAGAGUGUCCCUUGGAAUGCAGAGCAGCAGCCAUUCUCAAAAUCUGAAUGAGAUUUAUCAAAAUGGCUGUGACGAUUGACAGACAUGAGGGGUUUGGGCCGUUUAGCCGAUCCCAGAGAUGCAAACUCCAAUCUUACGGUCACCUUGAUCCGAACGUUGUCGAACAUAGCAAAAGUGGUGGUACUUUUUCACACUCCAUUGAACUAGCAUUUGAAGCCUAUAAUAUUCACCGCAGUUUCUCCACUCCAUGCCUCCCCCUGACCACACUGGUAGGGGAAGAGCUCACUUGUCACCCUCCAAGGAUUGAGAUUGUUCGUGGAAGUGGAGCUCCAGUACAUGCUCUAGUUGUUGAGGUUGCCAUAGCUUUGGCCUCAGGUAUCAAACCAAUACCCAUCCCGAGUGGCCUAGGUGGUGCCUAUGCUUUCCGCAACCAAAAUGGCACCAACAUCGCUGUAGCAAAGCCAGUAGAUGAAGAGCCUUUCGCCUUCAACAACCCAAAAGGCUUAGGGGGUCAAAUGCUCGGCCAACCUGGCCUCAAGAAAUCUAUUCGCAUUGGUGAAACUGGUAUCCGAGAGUUAGCUGCUUAUCUUCUUGAUCAUGGAGGCCUUGCUGCCGUGCCUCCUACGGCUUUAGUCAAAUUUUCUAAUGCUGCAUUCUUUGUCACUUCCAAUGCAGCACCAUCUGCUCUUCCAAUGCCUAAAGUUGCCUCUCUCCAACGCUUUGUUGGUCAUGGUUUUGAUGCAGGAGAGUUGGGUCCUUCUUUCUUCUCAGUUGCUUCAGUCCACAACAUAGGGAUCCUUGACAUUAGGAUCAUGAACCUUGAUAGACAUGCAGGGAAUAUGCUUGUGGCCGAGCAUGACUCUAACAAUGCUAGCUAUGGUGGUACUGUUGCUGACCUUGUUCCCAUCGACCAUGGCUUUUGCCUCCCUGAGUGGCUGGAUGAUCCAUAUUUUGAGUGGCUACAUUGGCCACAAGCCUCUAUUCCUUUCUCUGACUAUGAACUUGACUACAUUUCCAAACUCGAUCCCUUCAAAGAUGCAGAGGUUUUAAGAACUACCAUUCCUUUACUCGGGGAAUCCGCAAUACGUGUUCUUAUUGUUUGCACCGUUUUAUUGAAGCAAGCUGCUGCUGCUGGCCUUUGCCUUGCUGAAAUAGGCCAAAUGAUAACUAGGAAAUUUCGUGAAGGUCAAGAGUUACCGAGUGAAAUGGAAAACAUCUGCUUAAAAGUCAAGGCUAGCAUCCACACCAAAAACCGCACAGAACAAGGGUCUAAAUGUGAACGUGCUGAAAUUUCCUUCGGAGACCUCAACCAAGUCCAGUGGGAAGCGUUCUUGGAGCAUUUUGGUGAGCUUUUGCACAGUGUUUUUGAGGACAGGAAGUGCAACGCCAAAAAAUUGGAACAUCUUGGAAGUUACUGAAUAUUAGGAGGAUAGGUUGCCAAAGCGAGACACCAAUUACUGUCGCUUGUAGCUGUACAUUAACACCAUUCAUAGUGUAGCUUUCAACUAAUUCCAUUCUGCAACUUUCUUUAUCUUUUUUUUUUCCUUCAAACCAUAUAUAUAUAUUUACCCUUUGUCAAGUAGACCUGUAUCCUAUAUUUCACCUGUGAUUAUGUAAUUAAUUACUUUUGUAUUUUUAUUUUCCCCAUUCAAAAUGUAAUCAAGCAUUCGUUAUAUUGGUCCUUCCCAAUAUAAUGUAAUGUUGCUUGUGUAACUGUUGCGCCCUUCAAUUUUA
This is a messenger RNA of Vigna angularis (adzuki bean), 2539 nucleotides long. Its product is annotated as phosphatidylinositol 4-kinase gamma 1. The transcript is spliced from 2 exons. NCBI's taxonomy places the organism in Eukaryota, Viridiplantae, Streptophyta, Magnoliopsida, Fabales, Fabaceae. The record is from RefSeq and is a predicted model, not a curated record. The coding region runs from base 853 to 2223 and encodes 456 amino acids.